Molecule: messenger RNA, 546 nt
Organism: Didymodactylos carnosus
Lineage: Eukaryota; Metazoa; Rotifera; Eurotatoria; Philodinida; Philodinidae
Source: the annotation of a GenBank genome assembly
AUGGCAUCUGGCAAUAAUGAUCAAAAUAAUUUAUCAGAAUGGACCGAUCUUAAAUUUAUUUGGCUCGAUACCUUCGUUCGUGUGGCUCGUCUAAAAUUCACAGAACUGAUCGAUCCCGAGAAAUGGACAUUUUUCGAUAAAGAAGAUGCGUGUAUUGCCUACAUUCAAAGUGCUGAAUGUAAAACAAAACCUGUAUUUCUUGUAUCAUCCGGACGUCUCGGACAAUACGUCGUGCCUAAAGUUCAUGAUUUGCCCCAGUUCUAUGCCGCUUACAUCCAUUGUGCCGAUAUUGAACGCAAUACAGUAUGGAGUCAGACUUAUAACAAAGUAAAAGGCGUUUACUACGAUGAUGAAAAAGAAAUAUUUCCUAAAUUGGCUAAAGACGUUUCAGAACUAUAUGUGAAUAUGGGAGAUAAGUAUCUCGCCGCAAACAAACGUCCUCUAGCGAUCAGCUGUUACUGUACAGCUUUAGAAAAACGAGACUUUGUUAAGGACGACCCAAGUUUUCAACCAUUUGUAGACCGUUUGACAUAUAAAAUGAAAUAA